Molecule: messenger RNA, 5954 nt
Organism: Dromiciops gliroides (monito del monte)
Lineage: Eukaryota; Metazoa; Chordata; Mammalia; Microbiotheria; Microbiotheriidae
Gene: CEP162
Product: centrosomal protein 162
Exons: 27
Coding region: 472-4725 (1417 amino acids)
Biological process (GO): cilium assembly
Cellular component (GO): axonemal microtubule; centriole; centrosome
Source: RefSeq, a predicted model, not a curated record
AUCCCUAAGAGUUCCGUGGCGCCAGUCGGUUCCCUUAGUAACUGUUGGGUCCCAGUUUUGAGUGACUCCUGGAGCUACAGGGAGGUGACCGGGCCUCCUUUGUCUUUCCCAGUCGGCUAGCCUCGCCCUGCCCUUUUCAGAGGCCAUAGGUGUCUAGAGCCGUUGGCGCCCAGCUCUCCUACCCUCCGCUCCGCCCCGGGUUCUUUAGAACUUGGCUCUCCCGCCCGCUCCUCUCCCUCCUCCCGCCCGCUCCUCUCUCUCCUCCCGCUUCCAGGAAACCGCCAGCGAGUCCCAAAGCGGGCCGGGCUGCCGCGAAUAGAGUGGGCCCUGGGUUUGGGACCUUCCCCUUUCCUGCUGAGGAGCAGCCAGGCCGCUUGUUCUGCGGCCUGGAGGAGAAGAGCCUAAGAUGUUUCCAUUUGUGUAAAUAAUUUGUGAAUAUUUGCUUUGGGAGUUGAAAACUACCUGCUGAUCAUGGCUCAUCAUUAUUCAAAGGAAAAGCUGGAUGAAGAGUUUGAACAAUUUAUGAAAGAGUCUCUUUCAGAUGAUUCAUUUGGAAACUCAAAGAAGACAUGUAGACGUCACAGAAAAAGAGAUUUUAAAAAGAAAACUUCAGCACCAUGGUGGUUAACAGAUGAUGAUUUUGGAGAUGAUGGAGCACUUGGAACAAAUGUAAGCUUUUUGAAAUCACAAAAGAUUUCCCAGCCUAUUGUUGAGAUGGGAGAAGCUGCUGGUAAGGUGCACCCCUGCAAGAGCAGUGGGACUUCUGUGAUAAGCAGAGACAGUUUAGAAACAAAUGAUUCAGUUGUUGCUUCUGGGCCUAAUCUUGGCAUUUUGGGAUUGGACACAUUAGAAGAACAAGAAGAGAAGGAAAGAUUUUUUGCCAGACUUGAAAAAGGCCUAACAUCAAGCAUUGACUAUUCCAAAUUAAAUAAGGAAUUGGAUUCUAAUGAGUCUACACAAUUAAAAGAUUUACUCAGAAAUAAAACCAAAUUGGAAUCAACUGAAGAUGAAAAUGAGGAUGAUUCUAAACAUGAAGAAAUAGCAGAAAAUUACAGUGAUGAUUUUGAAGAUGAGGGUGACGUUGAGCUAUCAUCACUUACUGAAAAGGAAGAAAAUCAAUACCAGCAAAAUCCCAAAUCUUCAGAAGAGAUAAAUGCUACAGCCAAGAAAGAAGAGAAAACUGGCAUGUUAGCUAAUGUCGUACUCCUGGAUUCAUUAGAUUCAAUUGCUGAGGUUGAACUGGAUUCUCAGGAUAAAAGAACAAUCAAAUUACAAGCACAAGAAGUCACUGAUAAUGAAAUGACCAGGACAGGUAUGUCUUAUGGACAGAGCAACAGUGAUCUGGAAGCACUGCAUCAGGCCUAUCAUCAUAUUGAUCAGUCUUUGGGAGACACAGAUGAACCAAAAAUUGAGAGCAGCAAGAGCUUAGUGCAGGAUGUUCCUCAGGAAACAGAGUGCUCAAAAAACAUCUCUACUCCCGAAUCUGACCUGCAUACUGUAGAGGAGUUGAUGAAGCCCAUUAGAAUGGAUUCAUUACUUGGCAACUAUUUUGUCGGGCAGCCUGUCAGCACGAAAAAACUGGUUGAUAGUAAGACAACUGAAUUUGUUAGCCCUCUACCUCUUAAGAAACAACCUUCUGCAGUGUCUCAGGAGCAGCAGCAGCAGCAGCAGCAUUUGGACCAGUUUUUUGAAAAGAAUGAGGAUAUUUUUUUGCAAAAGAAUACAAACAAAAUUAGUGAAAGUAGUUUUCCAAGAGUGACUCCUACUGAAGAACAUACAGAUAAAAUGCAACUUGAUGUCUUAAGGAAAAAAUUAUCCCAAGAUUCUUCACCCUUGCUUCAUGAUAGUAAAAUUAACCAAGCCAUCAGACAUCAGUUACCUCAGCUGCGUUCCGGAGAGAAUAUCAGUCCAAUUAUCAAUAAACAGGCAACAUCCAAGAAGACAAGAAGUACACCUCCUUUACUUAAGAGAAAAUCACAGAGUGGUCCCUACGCAUCUGUGAGAAGCUCAGGAUAUGGAAAGUCGUAUUCACCAUUAAAAGCUUUUUCUGCUGUUGAAAAGAAAACAUCAAAGGACAUUUCAAAAAAGGAAAAUUCAAAAUCCAAAUCCCCUCCAUAUAAGAUCAGGCAAAAAGGAAAUUUAUUUGCAACACAAAUAAUAAGACCUGGAACUGCAAGUAAAGAAGUGACCAAGACCAAAAGUUGCCUAACCACUCCUAAUAAAUCACUUGCUUAUGACCCUCAGCGUCAAGUUCUUCCAGAAGUAGACUCCCAAUUACUGUGUCAGGAUGAUUCCAUCUUAUGCCCUGUGGGAAACCAAGAGAAAGAACUGUAUUGGCUAAAAAGAGUUCAAGAGGCAGAGCAAAAGUGGAGUGGAGCUCAAGCCGUAAUUGAACAAAUUAAAACUGCCUUCUCAGAGAAAGAGAAAGAACUUGAAAAUAAGAUGGAAGAAAUAAAGAAACAACAGGAAAAAGAACUUUUUAGAGUCAAUCAAGAUAAUUAUAUACUUCAAGCCAAGUUGAAUAGCUUUGAAGAGAUGAACAAAAAAUUAAAAUGGUUUAAUGCUGGAGAAACUGGUCCCAUCUCUGAAGAGAAAUUAAAGCAAAUCCAGAAAGAAAUCCAAGAACAGGAGACCCUUCUUCAAGGAUAUCAGCAAGAAAAUGAAAGACUAUAUAAACAAGUCAAAGAGCUUCAAGUACAAAAUAAGAAAAAUGAAGAAAGACUGUUUAAGGAAAAUCAGUGCUUAUUGACUGAGUUGGCUUCCUUAAAAGAACAGCUGAAUAAAAAUAGUUUCCCGUCUCAAGUAGUUCAAGAUUCAGAGCCAAACAAAAACCAGAGUUUUACAGAAUUGCUAGCAGAACUUCGAACAACAUUGAAAGAAAAAAACAGAUUGUUAGAAGAGAUUAAAAUACUGAAGCAAGACAAACAAGCUCUUGAAGUGGACUUGGAAAAAAUAAAGAAAGAGAGAGACCUUGCUAAAGAUCAGAUUAUUUAUACUUCAGGUGAGAAAUCACACGAGAUAAAGCUCAUAGAAGAAAGUCACAAACAAGAAAUCAGUCGUUUGCAGAAGAGAUUACAGUGGUAUGCAGAAAAUCAGGAACUUUUGGAUAAAGAUGCUGUUCGCCUCAGAAAGGCAAAUGAAGAAAUUGAGAAGCUCAAACUCCAGGUUGAGAAACUGAAAACAGAAGCUGGGAACCAGUCUGCACAACAGAAGUUACGUCUGAAAGACAGAGCAGUUGAUGCUAAAAAAAUUCAGGAUCUUGAACGACAAGUGAAAGAAAUGGAAGGAAUUCUCAAAAGAAGGUAUCCUAAUUCUUUGCCUGCUUUAAUAAUGGCUGCAUCAGCAGCAGGUGAUACAGAUAUUUCACCUAAAAAUACAGUUGAAUUUUUGGAAAAACGCAUUAAGAAAUUAGAAGCUGAACUUGAGGGUAAAGAUGAAGAUGCCAAAAAAAGUCUUCGUUCCAUGGAACAGCAAUUCCAAAAAAUAAAGAUUCAGUAUGAACAACGAGUAAUGGACCUCGAACAGCAGCUUGCUGGUAAAUUAACAGAUGAGCAACAGAAACACGAAAACGAUGCCAAUAUGAAGGACCUGGAACAAGAACUUUAUGACAUGAAGGAGGCCCAUCGGGUUACUGUAAAAACCCUUGAAGCUGAAAUAGAAAUUCUUAAAAAUCAAAAGUUAGAACUCAAGAAGAAUGAAAGAGAUGAUAAAGAUUUCCAAUCGUUAGAGUUCCAGGUGGAACAGGCUCACACAAAAGCCAGAUUAGUAAGACUUAAUCAGGAGCUGGCUGCAAAAGGAAGAAAAAUACAAGAUCUUACAAAAACUAUAGAGAAACUUCAAAAAGAAAGACGAUUGAUGUUGUCCAAUCCAAACUCAGCUGACAAGCCUGGAAGUGAAGAAAGAUUGGCCAAAAAAGUGAAGAAAGAUCUUUUGGUCUCCAGUAAAAGGAAUGCUGAGUCCUUCCCAGAAACCUUGGAUAGUAGAUUGUAUGAACCACAUGCCUUUGCAGAUUCCCACAUAUCAGAAGUUGUGCAGGAAAACUCCAGAUUAAAAAAUGAGCUGGAACGACUGUCUACAGAAUUGAAUGAGCAGAGGGCAAGAUCUGAAGCAGCUCUAGCCCACUCUGAAAGUACUGUGAAAAGAACCAGAGAAGAUGCAGCAGAGCACAUUGCGACCCUCAAAGCCUCUCACCAGAGAGAAAUAGAAAAACUCCUCUGCCAACAUGCUAUAGAAAAUUCUUCUUCCAAAGUAGCUGAGCUAAAUCGCAAAGUCUCAACACAGGAGGUCCUUAUAAAACAUCUCCAAACACAAGUUAGUGAGCUGCAAGGAAAUAAAGAAUCUUUAACAAUUUCUCAAGCCCGAGAGGAAAUCCUUCAAAAAGAGAUUUCAAAACUGUUGGAAGAAUUGCGAGAGGCUAAAGAAAGCCAUACCCCAGAGAUGAAGCAUUUCAUGAGUCUAGAAAGGAAAAUCAAACAUAUGGAAAUGAGGCAUAUGCAGAGAGAACAAGAGCUUCAACAGAUAAUACAGCAGACACGCCAAGUGGUUGAAACUGAGCAAGAAAAGGAAGUGGAGAAAUGGAAAAGGCUGGCACAGCUAAAGAAUCGGGAGCUUGAAAAAUUCCGUGUGGAAUUAGACUCCAUAUUAGACGUUCUCCGAGAGCUUCACCAACAGGGAGUUGUUGUUCCAGUUCCUUUCUCAGAUGGUUUGAAUGUCCCUAAAUAUUAGAGCUUCAAGGGAAGGAAGAGUGUAUACCUGGGAGGAGGGAGAAAAGCAGACCUAACAGGACACGGAGCCUGCAUCCAAAAGAUUUUCACGAAUUAUUCAAGCAAGCAAGGACGAUGGAAGAUAGAUUACCUUUGAUGGAUAAGGAGAAAAAAGGAGAUGGUGCCACAUUCUGUUUUUAGGGAAAAUGUCAACUAAUUUCAUACUAAAUUAUCUAGAGGAAAACACCUGUCAAAUGAUUGUAUGUAACUUAAUUUAUUACAUAAGCUAUUACUCAUUAACAGAAAUGAAAAGGCUUUAGAGAAAAAUGCUGGUAGGAUUACACUGUUAAUUAACGUAGGUUCAUUUUCUUUGUGCCAAGAAAGCAAUUUCUGUUUUUUUCAUAAAACUCUUGAGCGAGUAAGCUGAGUGUAGUGUCAGAGGGCAUUGUUCAGAAGAGCCAAACAGCCAGUGCGGUUUCCUCUGCAAUUUGAAAGAGAACAGUUGUUUCUCAGUGUUCAGGAUUAAUUUUCUUCUGCGUUCUUCCUUGAGGUGAGUCUUCCCACAUCUGGUGUCCUUCCAGAAUAAAGAGGAAUUAAAUCUGUCGGUUGUUUAAAACUGACUCUGGAACAUGGGAUUGUGUUUAAAAAAAUAAAUCCCAAGCAUCACUUCCAUUUAUAGCAUUUCUAACACUUCCUUUUUUUCAGGUCAGGUGAUAGAUGAAUAAAGUAAACUUCACGAAUAAAUUACAGCUGUCAUAGUUGAACUUAGAGCUUUUCCAGAAAAAGCAUUACAAAAUAGCACUUUUCUAUGGUCCAUAGGGGCAUAUAUUGAUUUAAAUUAUGUAAAAGAUGUAUGUGGAAAUUUUUUUCAAUACCUAUUUUAAUUUAUUUUUAAUAUUCAAGCUCAAAUUUAGCUGUGGAUAAUUCAAAUGAACCAUUUUGUUGGGCAUUUCAUAAAACUAAGAUUGAUGGUAAUGAUCCUGGAAACCUCAAAUUCAGGUAAUUUGUGUCUUUAUAUUAAACUAUCUUCUCAUUUGCAAGAAGAGAUUUUUCAUUCUAAACUGCAUUUUUGAUAACACUGUGUAAAUUGAGAACCAGGUGAAAUAAAAUGUGCACAUUUGGAAGAAGAGAAAAAAAUGAGGAAUGUGUAUAUAAAGUCUCAUUGUUUUCCAGAAGAAAAGUCUGUGAUUUUAUUUAUGUUUAUAUGAAAAGAAUUGUACCAUGAAGUAACAAUAAAUUUUCUACUUUUGC